Molecule: messenger RNA, 432 nt
Organism: Paramisgurnus dabryanus
Lineage: Eukaryota; Metazoa; Chordata; Actinopteri; Cypriniformes; Cobitidae
Source: RefSeq, a predicted model, not a curated record
GCAGAUAAUGCAGAUGUUGUCGAUGGCCCCUGGAACCUCCACAACCCAGUGAAAGCUUCCAGGAGCCACCAAGAACUUCACAAAGAGCUGCUGCUGGCACACAAAAAUGGGUUGGUGGUGUGCUGUAAACCGGAGCUUCAGAUGGUUCUGGAAAGGAGGAAGAGAGAGCAGAGCCAAAAGGAGGAGGGAGAGCAAAACAGGAGCCCGCUGGAGCAAGUCCUCCUCAAACGCCAGCAGAAACAUCAGGAGAUGAUGAAGGAGAAGGAGGAGGAGCAGAAGUUACAUGAGGAGGUUCAGCUCUUGGAGUUUGUACGAGUAAGACAGAACCUGAAGAAAGUUCAUUCUGCUCUACACAGGAACAUUCACUCCUGAAUGUUUUCAGCACAAGCUGAAUUAUUCAUUUGGCCAUGCAGAUAUAUUUUGAAAUAAUGU